Molecule: messenger RNA, 2849 nt
Organism: Drosophila mauritiana
Lineage: Eukaryota; Metazoa; Arthropoda; Insecta; Diptera; Drosophilidae
Gene: yellow-h
Product: protein yellow
Exons: 4
Coding region: 1626-2816 (396 amino acids)
Cellular component (GO): extracellular region
Source: RefSeq, a predicted model, not a curated record
UUCUAGACACAAAGACGCAGCCGCUGAGCUUACAAGUUACGAGUCGCCGAAACGCUGACCAGUCAGUCGAAUUUCGUCAGCGGAACGGAGCUAAUAUUCGAAUUACAUACUUUUCAACAAAUCUAGUUUACCCUUUUACUUUAUAAGUAACGGGUAGAAAAAGUGCGGAAUCUGUGGCGGUGACCUCAAGGCAUAUAAUAGAGACUGCUUAACGCCCACAUAACGCACACAGAAUACACAUAUUCUCUAAAAACUACAGAAGUUCUUUUAUCACCGGCAAAGAGGGCCUUAUUGGGCCCUUCGACCACCUUCCUAAUUCGAGGUUAACAGAACCUAUCUCUAAGGCACCAACUCUACAAGCUGCCCAAACUAAUUUGACGCCGAAUCCUUCAUCAUCGACGCAACAUCAACGCAGUGUUAAAACUAUGAUACAUACCCUGCAGCAAAAUAUGUUUUAAUUCAGGCCAAUCGUGUGGAUUAUCAUGCAAGACCUAUCAUCCUGGAACGCUAAAAUAAUGUGUACCUUUUAGAUAAAUAUUUAGUUAGUACUUCUUCUGCUAGCACAAACAAAUUGGAUGGUUUUGUUUCCGAAUUAUGACACAUAGAGCAAAAUUAAAUGCAUUUGAAAACUAAAUUGGAUAAUGUAAAGUUUCGUCGGUAUCACAAACAAUAUGGAUAAAAUUUAUAUGACAGCAUAGUCUCAGUCGGUAACAAUUGUACCCUUAAUAUUAAUUAAUGCAUAUUUUUACCUGCCAGCCACAUUUAAUUCAGCAAACAAACUGUCCCGUUAAAUGUCUUCUUCUAAGAAGCCUAUUGGAAGGCAUGCAGUUUUAUGUUCAAUGGUCGAAACGUCUGCCUGCAGAACACGAUUGACAAGGUCUUCGAUAAGGUGAUCGCGGCGAGGCUUGACGAACCAAUAGGCUGCAGGGGAGACUUUCUCCAAUAUGGUUUCCGGAAAGGAUUGUCGACGAUGAACGCGAUCUCCACUAACAGAGCCAUUGCAGGCUCCAGGUGGAAGGGUGGUAGGAAGAAGUACUUCCUGGUGGUAGCUGACUGGACAAGGAUGCUGGAGUCACUAAGGGCCUUUAAGGUCCCAAAUUACUUGCUGCAGGCCGUAGGCAGCUACUUCAGCAAUCGGGUGCUCGUCCUCGAAUCGCCAUUCGGCUCCAGAGUUCGAGGUCACGGCCAGAGUCCCACAAGGCUUUGUCCUGGGACCGCUGCUCUGGAACACCAUGAACAAUGGAAAGCACCAAUAUCGUGAGCUUUGCCGACGUGGCGCUGACAGUGGUCGCAAAGGAGUUGUCCGCCGCUGAAGCAGCAGCAAAUACAGGCUGUUGAAGCACGGGUAGCUGUGGACGGGCUGGAGUUGGCCUCUCAAAAAACGGAAGCUGUCCUCAUCUCAAGCAGGAAGCUGGUGAAGGCAGCACGCAUCCAAGAGUGGGGUACCACAGUGAAAUCGCAGCACUCGAUAAAGUACCUUGAAAUACGCUCGACACGCGCGAGAGUUCCGAGAGCACCAAGAGUACGCCCACAAAAAGUUCAAACAUCGUGGUUCCUCGUCAGGACGGACAGAUUCAACAAUUUUGAACUUGAGCUAUUAUUUACGAUGACUUUAUUUAUUUAAAAUGAUUAAAAAAUGUAAAUUUUAUAAGCCGAACAGAGACUUUGUACCAAAAAAUAAUUUACCUUUAGGCAUUGAUGUCCAUAAUAACCGCCUGUUUGUGACAACUCCCCGUUGGAAGAAUGGUGUGCCUGCCAGCUUAGGUACACUGCCGUUUCCUCCAAAAGAGUCAAGCCCGGCAAUAAAGCCGUAUCCGAACUGGGAGGCUCAUGGAAAUCCAAACAAUCCUGACUGCUCAAAACUAAUGUCAGUUUAUCGAACAGCUGUUGAUAGGUGUAAUCGAAUUUGGCUAAUUGACUCUGGAAUUGUCAAUGCUACAAUAAACUUAAAUCAGAUCUGCCCACCAAAAAUUGUUGUGUAUGAUCUUAAAAGUGACGAACUGAUUGUUCGAUACAAUUUGGAAGCCUCUCAUGUGAAACAAGAUUCGUUGCACUCCAAUAUUGUUGUGGAUAUUGGAGAAGAUUGCGAUGAUGCGCAUGCUAUCGUAUCGGAUGUAUGGAGAUUUGGUCUUGUUGUUUACAGCCUAUCAAAAAACCGAAGCUGGCGCGUGACCAACUAUAACUUUUAUCCGGAUCCCGUUGCUUCGGAUUUUAAUGUUUACGGAUUAAAUUUUCAAUGGCUGGAUGGUGUUUUUGGAAUGAGUAUAUAUUACAAUAGGGAAAUAAUGGAACGCGUUCUUUAUUUUCAUCCAAUGGCAAGUUUCAAGGAGUUCAUGGUGCCUAUUAAUCUCUUGCUAAACGAAUCUGUGUGGCAAACGAAUACUCAAGAGUACGCCAAGUACUUCAUACCAAUUGGAGACCGCGGAUAUAAUUCUCAAUCAUCUACAACAGGAGUUACAAGGAAUGGCAUAAUGUUUUUUACACAAGUUCAUCAAGAUGAUAUUGGAUGCUGGGAUACAUCGAAACCAUACACUCGAGCACAUUUGGGAAAAUUUCAUAAUUUGGAAAACUCAAAUCUUAUUCAAUUUCCAAACGAUUUAAAAGUAGACAAAGAAAAAGAUCAAAAUGUAUGGCUUAUAAGUAACCGACUACCAAUUUUUCUAUACAGCAAUCUCGAUUAUGGAGAAGUCAAUUUUCGAAUUUUAAAGGCGAAUGUAAAUAAGAUUAUUCGCAAUAGUGUUUGCAAUCCGGAUAAUAAUUAUAAUAAUACAUCAAAAUCAGCUUUUGUGUUAAUAGAAGAAGGACAAUGUUAUUGAGAACUAUGGUAAAUAAACAAUUACACAACGAAA